CUUCGCUCGCUCACUUCAUUUCUCCCUUUCUUUUGUCACUCUAGUCCAGUUAGUGCCUAUAAAGAAAAGGGUAUUAGCGAAUGACAAGAUUUGGAUUUUUAUAAUUGUAUAAUGACCACAAGCUUCCAUCUUCUUCUUAUUUGAGGGAGAUGGCUUUGCUUCAACAAGUGACUGAAGAGGUACAAGCACCUUCUUUAAAUAUGCUUGAUGGUCUUUUUUGUGAGGAAGAGAGUAGUUGUUUGGAGGAUCAGACUGUUAAUGAAUUUGAGGAUGAAAAAUGUAAAGAAGAGGACUCGGCUUUGUCAUCUCUUGCUGUUGUUGAGCAUGACUUGUUUUGGGAGGAUUCUGAGUUAUCCUAUUUGAUUUCUAAGGAAAAUGAGACUCGUGCGCAUUGUAGUGACUUCAACUAUGAUGGGUUUUUGGUGUGUGUUCGUGAAGAGGCUAUGGACUGGAUUUUCAAGGUGAAGGCUUUCUUUGGCUUCAAAGCUUUGACUGCUGUUCUUGCUGUCAAUUACUUUGAUAGGUUCGUUUCAAGCUUCAAGUUUCAAAGAGACGCGCCAUGGAUGGGUCAACUUACUGCUGUGACUUGUUUGUCACUCGCUGCCAAAGUUGAGGAGACCCAAGUCCCACUCCUUCUGGACUUGCAAGUAGAGGAAUCAAAGUAUGUUUUUGAAGCAAAGACUAUUCAGAAAAUGGAGAUUCUGGUGCUUUCCACACUUGAUUGGAGGAUGAAUCCGGUGACACCAAUUUCUUUCUUUGAUUUUAUCGUAAGAAGGCUUGGUUUGAAGACUCACCUGCGUUGGGGGUUCAUGAGUAGGUGUGAGUGCUUGCUUCUCUCUGUCAUUGCUGACUCAAGGUUUAUAGCUUAUCCUCCUUCUGUAUUGGCUACUGCUACAAUGCUACAUGCUAUUAAGGAUGUUGAGCCACUUAAUCAUGUGGAAUACCAAACUCAGCUUAUGAGUGUGCUCAAAAUCAGUGAGGAUGAAGUCAAUGAGUAUUACAUGCUCAUCCUGGAAGUAGCUAGUAGCCAUGAAAGACGCCACAAACGAAGGAAUCUAUCUCAGUAUAUACCUGGAAGCCCAGACGGCGUUGUUGAUGCAUCUUUCAACUCUGAAGACUCACAUGAUUCAUGGACAUCAUCAUCAUCAUCAGUCUCAUCCUCGCCUGAGUCUCGAUUCAAAAGGAGCAGAGUCCAUGUUCAACAGAUGCCACUGCCUUCAAUGAAUAUGCUUGUGGAUGAGCUUAGCAGCCAGCAUUAAUCUAUCUCUGCCCUAGUAUCCACUGUAGAACAUGUUAUUAUAUUAUUCCUCUUUUAGUAUUAUCGUUGAGGCGCAAAUAACUUUGUAUGUCAUGCUUUAUUUAUUGUUGUCUUUCUAGCCAAAACUUUAAUAUGGAAUCAAUGAAAGACAAGCUAAAAUUCUCUCUC
This is a messenger RNA of Mangifera indica (mango), 1426 nucleotides long. RefSeq names its product cyclin-D3-3-like. The record is from RefSeq and is a predicted model, not a curated record. NCBI's taxonomy places the organism in Eukaryota, Viridiplantae, Streptophyta, Magnoliopsida, Sapindales, Anacardiaceae. The transcript has 4 exons. The coding region runs from base 150 to 1259 and encodes 369 amino acids. Gene Ontology annotation, cellular component: nucleus; cyclin-dependent protein kinase holoenzyme complex; cytoplasm. Gene Ontology annotation, molecular function: cyclin-dependent protein serine/threonine kinase regulator activity. Gene Ontology annotation, biological process: mitotic cell cycle phase transition; regulation of cyclin-dependent protein serine/threonine kinase activity.